GGUUCGGCAGGUUUUGCUGCCGCCUUGGCAGCUACUGUGCUUCAGUGCGGGGCGGGAGGGCGCGGAGCGAGCUGCAGCCCGGAGCCGGGAGCUGGGAGCCCGCCCGCGGAGCUGCGGCGGCGGCACCUGGGGCGAUCUCGGUCCUAGGGACACUGUAGCCAGUGCCCGGCGGCUUCUGCACCCAUCCGGGUCUAAGGAAGAGUGGGCCGGGCACUUUUUUAUUUUGGAUGAAAGGGGCGAGUCCUGGCAGGGGCUUCCUUCCUGGCCUGGCUCGCUUCUCACUGCGCCCCAGUUCUGGCCAGGACUCCAGAAGAUGACUCCAGGGUCUGUCCUGUGUAUUCCAGCGGCGGCGGCUCGGGGACUCAGCCCAAAGUAGUAAUACUUGGUGAUAACGCCUGGUGGGAAAGUGAGCCGAGGAGGCGUGGAGCCCGCUCUCCCCGCGACCCCCGGCGCCAGCCCAUUGCUCCUCGCCGCUCCUUCCCCUCGGCUCCCCGGCGGCCGCAGCAUGAAGUGGCGCAGUGAUGGCCAGGAGAGGUAAGAAGCCGGUGGUGAGAACGCUGGAGGAUCUGACGCUGGACUCGGGUUAUGGUGGCGCGGCGGACUCGGUGCGCUCCUCCAACUUGUCUCUGUGCUGUUCCGACUCGCACCCGGCGUCCCCGUAUGGCGGGAGCUGCUGGCCGCCUCUAGCAGACUCCAUGCACAGCCGGCACAACAGCUUUGACACUGUCAACACUGCCCUGGUGGAAGACUCCGAGGGGCUGGACUGCGCUGGCCAGCACUGCUCGCGGCUGCUGCCGGACCUCGACGAGGUCCCCUGGACCCUCCAGGAGCUGGAGGCGGUGCUGCUGCGCUCGCGGGAUCCCCGGGCAGGCCCAGCGGCCCCCGGCAGCCUGCCCAAGGACGCGCUGGCCAAGCUAUCGAUGCUGGUGAGCCGGGCGCUGGUGCGCAUCGCCAAAGAGGCGCAGCGCCUGAGCCUGCGCUUCGCCAAGUGCACCAAGUACGAGAUCCAGAGCGCCAUGGAGAUCGUGCUGUCUUGGGGCCUGGCGGCUCAGUGCACCGCGGCCGCUCUGGCCGCACUGUCCCUCUACAACAUGAGCAGCGCUGGAGGCGACCGUCUGGGCCGUGGCAAGUCGGCGCGUUGCGGCCUCACCUUCUCCGUGGGCCGCGUGUACCGCUGGAUGGUGGACAGCCGCGUGGCGCUGCGCAUCCACGAGCACGCCGCCAUCUACCUGACGGCCUGUAUGGAGAGCCUCUUCCGGGACAUCUACGCGCGGGUCGUGGCCUCCGGGCUUCCCCGCAGCUGCAGCGGCCCCGGCCCGGGCUCCGGCCCAGGCCCCAGCUCAGGCCCCGGUGCGGCCCCCGCGGCGGAUAAGGAGCGGGAGGCACCGGGAGGGGGAGCGGCGAGCGGCGGCGCCUGCAGCGCAGCCAGCAGUGCCAGCGGGGGCAGUAGCUGUUGCGCCCCGCCAGCCCCGGCGACCGCCGCAGUCCCGCCGGCCACCGCUGCCGCCGCCGCCAACCACCACCACCACCACCACGCGCUCCACGAGGCGCCCAAGUUCACCGUGGAGACCCUGGAGCACACGGUCAACAACGACUCGGAGAUCUGGGGGCUCCUGCAGCCCUACCAGCACCUCAUCUGCGGGAAGAAUGCCAGCGGAGUGCUGUGCCUGCCAGACAGCCUGAACCUGCACAGAGACCCGCAGCGGCCCAGCAAGCCCGGGGAGCUGCCCAUGUUCAGCCAGUCGGAGCUGAGGACCAUUGAGCAGUCUCUCCUGGCCACCCGUGUGGGCAGCAUCGCAGAGCUGAGUGACCUGGUGUCCCGCGCGAUGCAUCACCUGCAGCCUCUCAAUGUCAAGCACCACGGCAAUGGCACUCCCCUGCACCACAAGCAGGGGGCGCUCUACUGGGAGCCGGAGGCCCUGUACACCCUCUGCUACUUCAUGCACUGCCCACAGAUGGAGUGGGAGAACCCCAAUGUGGAGCCUUCCAAAGUCAGCCUGCAGGUGGAAAGGCCCUUCCUCGUGCUGCCACCGCUGAUGGAGUGGAUCCGGGUGGCCGUGGCACACGCCGGCCACCGCCGCAGCUUCUCCAUGGACAGCGACGACGUCCGCCAGGCCGCCCGGCUGCUGCUGCCGGGUGUGGACUGCGAGCCGCGCCAGCUCAGGGCCGACGACUGCUUUUGCGCUUCUCGAAAACUGGACGCAGUGGCCACUGAAGCCAAGUUUAAGCAGGACCUGGGCUUCCGGAUGCUGAACUGUGGGCGGACGGACCUGGUGAAGCAGGCGGUGUCUCUGCUGGGGCCUGAUGGGAUCAACACCAUGAGUGAACAGGGCAUGACCCCCCUGAUGUAUGCCUGCGUCCGUGGGGACGAGGCGAUGGUGCAGAUGCUGCUGGAUGCCGGAGCUGACCUGAAUGUGGAGGUUGUCAGUACUCCUCAUAAAUAUCCAUCCGUCCACCCCGAGACCCGCCAUUGGACGGCUCUGACUUUUGCUGUGUUGCAUGGACAUAUUCCUGUAGUUCAGCUCCUCCUGGAUGCUGGGGCCAAGGUGGAAGGCUCAGUGGAGCAUGGUGAGGAGAACUACUCAGAGACGCCCCUCCAGCUGGCAGCCGCUGUGGGAAAUUUUGAGCUGGUUAGUUUGCUGUUGGAGCGUGGUGCGGAUCCCCUGAUAGGAACCAUGUACAGGAAUGGAAUUUCUACAACCCCCCAGGGUGAUAUGAACUCAUUCAGCCAGGCCGCAGCCCAUGGACACAGGAAUGUGUUCCGCAAACUGCUUGCUCAGCCAGAGAAGGAGAAGAGCGAUAUCCUGUCCCUGGAGGAGAUUCUGGCUGAGGGGACUGACCUGGCGGAGACAACCCCGCCACCCCUAUGUGCCAGCCGCAACAGCAAAGCCAAACUGAGGGCCCUGAGGGAGGCGAUGUAUCACAGCGCUGAGCAUGGCUACGUGGAUGUCACAAUUGAUAUCAGGAGCAUGGGUGUCCCGUGGACUCUGCACACAUGGCUGGAGUCGCUGCGGAUUGCCUUCCAGCAGCACCGUAGGCCUCUCAUCCAGUGCCUGCUCAAGGAGUUCAAGACCAUCCAGGAGGAGGAGUACACAGAGGAACUCAUCACCCAGGGCCUGCCCCUCAUGUUUGAGAUUUUGAAAGCAAGCAAGAACGAAGUGAUCAGCCAGCAGCUGUGUGUGAUCUUCACGCACUGCUACGGGCCCUACCCCAUCCCCAAGCUGACCGAGAUCAAGAGGAAGCAGACCUCGCGCUUGGAUCCUCAUUUUCUUAACAACAAAGACAUGUCUGACGUUACCUUUCUGGUGGAGGGAAGACCAUUUUAUGCUCACAAAGUGCUGUUAUUUACAGCCUCUCCAAGGUUCAAAGCACUCCUCUCCAGCAAGCCUACCAAUGACAGCACCUGCAUAGAGAUAGGUUACGUGAAGUACCCCAUCUUCCAGCUAGUCAUGCAGUAUCUGUACUAUGGAGGCCCAGAGUCACUUCUCAUUAAAAACAAUGAGAUCAUGGAGCUCCUGUCUGCAGCUAAGUUUUUCCAGCUGGAGGCUCUGCAGAGACACUGUGAGAUUAUCUGUGCAAAGAGCAUCAAUACCGACAACUGUGUGGACAUUUACAACCAUGCCAAGUUCCUAGGAGUCACAGAGCUCUCUGCAUACUGUGAAGGCUACUUUCUCAAAAACAUGAUGGUCCUCAUCGAAAACGAGGCAUUCAAGCAGCUUCUAUAUGACAAAAAUGGUGAAGGAACGGGCCAGGAUGUGCUCCAGGACUUACAGAGGACGUUGGCCAUCAGGAUUCAGUCCAUCCACCUGUCAUCUUCCAAAGGUUCCGUGGUAUGAGACGUCCAGUGCUGGGAGUGCGUCCUGGAACCGUCCAGUUCCCCUGCUGCAUUGGCCUCACACAAACGUACAAAUUCCACCUG
This is a messenger RNA of Castor canadensis (American beaver), 3919 nucleotides long. RefSeq names its product ankyrin repeat and BTB domain containing 3 (gene Abtb3). The record is from RefSeq and is a predicted model, not a curated record. Gene Ontology annotation, molecular function: protein heterodimerization activity. NCBI's taxonomy places the organism in Eukaryota, Metazoa, Chordata, Mammalia, Rodentia, Castoridae.